AUGGUCCGACUUUCGGCCCUCCCCGCACUCGUCCUGGCCGCCGUUGGGGUCGGAGCCAGCGCCGACGGAAGCUGUACCGGCAUUAACGCCGUCAGUUCAAAGUGCAGCCCUCAGGAAACUCUACACCACCGAGAGUUCUUCUACGUGGGAGGCCAAAGCGCACCGGACGCGACGGGCAACAUCACGAUAGGUCAGAUUUACGUUGAGAAGCUUACGCCACUCCUGAAGCUUCGGUCGACCCCUCUGGUCUUCCUCCACGGCGGCGGUAUUUCCGCAACCACAUGGCUCAACACCCCUGACAAUCGUCCCGGGUGGGCGACGUACUUCCUCAAGCAGGGCUACCAGCUUUAUCUGAUCGACGCCAAUAGCAUUGGACGCUCCACCGCGAACAACCCGGCCAACUUCACAAUGGCUGUGGGUAUGUCCGUGGAGGCCGUCGAGAUGGGAUUUACGGCAGUCGAGGGCUACAACACCUACCCCCAGUCCCAAUUGCAUACACAAUGGCCGGGGACGGGCAUGAGGGGAGAUGCUGUUUUCGAUCAGUUCCAGCAGAGCUUUAUUCCCUACACGACAAGCCAAGUUUCGCAAGAACUGGCCAUUCGAGCCGCCGGCUGCGAGUUGUUGUCUCUCAUCGGUGCUCAGUCCUAUCUUGUAUCUCAUUCGCUGGGAUCCAAGCUGGCCGUCGUCAUCUCCAACGACUGCCCUCAGUAUCUUGCUGGCAGCAUCAACCUCGAGCCCUCAACGAUCCCGUUCUGGGCAUACGGCUACGGGCUCGGCGGUCGUUCGGCCAACCUUUGGGGUCUCACCAAUACCCACGUGGACUACGAACCGGCGGUGACGGACUCGGCCGAGCUCGCUGAUCAGAUUGAGUCUGUGGGCAACGAGACCCUGGCGCUUCGCAACUGUUGGCGACAAAAAGAACCCGCGCGGCAGCUUCCGAAGAUCUCCAGUGUGCCCUAUGUGGCUUUGACAGGAGAAGCGAGCGUGCAUAUCACCUACGAUCACUGUAUUAUCGAUUAUCUGAAGCAAGUCGGAGGCAACCCAGAGUGGAUCAAGCUGGGUGACAUCGGGAUCAAGGGUAACGGCCAUUUUGGUCACCUUGAGAAGAACAAUCUUGAUAUUGCCUCAGUUGUUCAUGACUGGAUCAAAAAGAAGCAGGGUUGGUGGUGGUAG
Colletotrichum karsti is the source of this 1173-nucleotide messenger RNA. RefSeq lists its product as uncharacterized. The transcript has a single exon. The record is from RefSeq and is a predicted model, not a curated record. The coding region runs from base 1 to 1173 and encodes 390 amino acids. NCBI's taxonomy places the organism in Eukaryota, Fungi, Ascomycota, Sordariomycetes, Glomerellales, Glomerellaceae.